UCUAUUGUUUCCCCAAUUGGCUAUUUUUAAUUUUUUGUUUUCUUUCUCUGUGCAAUAAAUAAAGAAACCCUAAUUACCAAUCCCCAUUCUCUCUCUCUAAAAAGUUUUCUCUCUCUAUCUGCCGUAACCCUAAUUUGCUUUUCCAUGGCGGCGGCUCGUGAACGCAACGACAAUUCAUACGAAGACGGAGGGGGUUUCGGCAAGUUUCGAAAGCGGCCGUUUCGAAGGGUCCAAGCGACGCCGUACGAUCGACCGCCGACUGCAAUUCGAAACCCGAGCCAUGCCAGCAAUACCAACAACAAUAAUGGUUGGUUAUCAAAGCUGGUGGAUCCGGCACAGAGGCUCAUUACUUCCAGCGCUCACAGGUUUUUUGCUUCCAUGUUUCGAAAACGGCUACCUCCCCCUCCUCCGCCUCAGCCACCGGAGCCAGAGGCACAUGGGGGAGCCCCUGAUGAGCAGAAGGAAACAAUUCCUAAAGAUCCACCUGGAAUACGUGGAUCAGCUACCAAUGAAAUUGAUAAUCCAGAUAACAGUUUUGACAAGGGUGGGCUUACUAAACUAGAGCUAAUUCUGAAGCAGAAGACAUUUACAAGGUCUGAGAUUGAUAGAUUGACAGCUUUGCUGCAAUCAAGAACUGUUGAUGCUGAUCUAGGGAAUCAGGAAAAGAAGUCUGAAGUGAUUCCUUCAGAAGGUUUUUUGUCCUUAGAUAGGAAGGAGUUUCCACAUACCCCAAUUAAGGACAAUGGACUUGAGAGCCACCCCAUCUCCACUCCAAAUUGGCUAAAUUGUCUUCAGGUCCUUGAUGAGGAUGUUGCUUCACCUGCAGAGCUUGCAAAAGCUUACAUGGGUAGCAGGCCUUCAAAAAUAUCCCCAUCAGUGCUGGGUUUGAGUAGUCGAGCAGUUGGGGAGCAUUCAAUCGUGCAGAUUGAUCGACCAGUCCCUUCAAAGUCCACAAUCAUGUCAGUUGUGCCAAGGUCUUCAGGUCGUGUUACAUCUGCUGAAAAUGGUUUUGUGACACCAAGAUCUCAUGGCCGUUCUGCUAUUUACAGCAUGGCUCGAACACCAUAUUCCAGAGUUCAUUCAAGCUCUACCCUUCAGGGUGCUGGGAGUGAAACUAAUGUUCUUGGUCUGCCAUCAUUUUCAUCUCCAAGCAUCUGGGAGAACAGUAGAUUUUCUGGAUCUAAACAGAGGGCUUUAAAGCGGAGGAGUUCUGUUUUGGAAAAUGAUAUAGGAUCCGUAGGUCCUAUACGUCGAAUUCGUCAGAAAUCUAACCUCCUGCCUUCUUCGAGCAGUCUCUCUAUCCGUGGAAGUAGCCUUGGUUCUGAUUCUGCUCAGCUCCUGUCAUCAUCCCAGAAGCUAGCUAUUGCAAGUGAAGGAUCAGUAGAAAAUGGUGAUACUGGUAUUCAUGGUUCAAGUUUUGCACAUGUUCCCUCCAAGUCCAGUGAGAUGGCUUCAAAGAUAUUGCAGCAACUGGAUAUGUUAGUCUCAUCAAGGGAGAAAUCACCUACUAAGUUGUCACCAUCCAUGUUACGUGGACCAGCUCUUAGAAGCCUGGAGAAUGUAGAUUCGUCGAAAUUUCUGGAGACUGUUCAAGAUAAUAAUAAGACAGAUGUUAAAUAUGAAACCUCACAACCUGAUGUGAGAGACUCUCUGUCUCAAAAGCAAGAUAGGGUUGAGGAAAAUGGUCAUAAAAAGCUUGCUGUGUCUUAUGAAAAGUCAGCUUCUGCAGUAAAUGGUACAAAUCCUGCAAAUUUGGUGAAUAAUGUGUCUGAUCAAAAAACUGUAUCUUUUCCUAUGGUGAAUUCUGUUGCUCAGCCCCCUACACAGAAGAAAUGGGCUUUCCAGAUGAGUGCACAUGAGGAUGAUCUGGAGCUUGAUGAUGAUGAGAAUUUUGAUAGGAGUACAUCUGCUAUGUUGGCGGAAGAGAAGCAGAAGCUGGAUACCGCUUUACCUGAAAGUAAGGCCAGCUCUGCUGAGGCCAUUACAUCAGAGAAGCCUGCAGCUUUUUUGCAAUUUAAAUCUCAAGCAAGUGCCAUAUUCAACCAAAAUCCUCCAGUAGCUUCUGGUGGCUCUGCAGGUACUGAAAAGAACAGUGGAUUUUCUGUCCCUGCUGCUGCACCUUUGCCCAACGCAACUGUCCAGCAGGCUGUUGUAGACAAGCAGGCAACUGUAACAUCCGAUAAAGCUUCAUCACCAAAUGAAUCAAGUGCUGCACUUCCUAUAUUUAACUUCGGGGACAAAGUUGUCUCUCAGAAAGAACCUAAUGGUGUCCCACCUAAAUCCAAUUUCAGUUCUGGAACCGGGAGUGUUGUGCCACAGAUGACAUUUGCUUCCAAUUCACAAGUUGCAAGUGAGACUACAGGCCUAAAGUUUGAUACAUCAAACCCUAGAUCAGAAAGCCCAAGCAGCUUUGCUUUUAAUGCUGUUGAUGCAACAAAGCCUGGGUUAAAAGAGCCUGAAUCAGACAAAACUGAUAGUUGUAACAGUUUGAAGGCUGGUGUCUUCUUCAGUUCAAAUGAAACCUUGUCUUCCACUGUUUCAACUUCAUCACUUGCAAAACAAGGCAUAAUCUCUUUUGGUGUGGGUAGCAAUCCUUCAAUCGUCAACGGGAAUGGGUCCCUUGCAGAUUCUACACGUUCAUUUUCUUCCCCUCCAACUGUAGUUCCUGAUAACAUUUCUGUCCAAAAUUCAUCCAUCAGUUAUAACAGCAGUGGUAUUACCCCUGCUAUGAUUGCUGCAAGUUCAAAUGCCACCAAUAUUAGCAAAAUUUCUGCAUCUGCUUCAGCACCUUCCUUGGAGUCUGGAUCUGCUUUCAAAUUUGGUUCCUCAUCCACUUCCACCUCAUCGAUAUCAGCAACUACUGGUGUAGGAUUGACAGAAAUCAAGAAGGAAACCAACUUUGUCAAUCUAGUGAGUGCUCCUUUUUCUAGUACAUCCUCUGUAACUACAAGCACUGGGGGCAGUCUUUUUGGAGGUACAUCCACUGCAAUGACAAGCACAGGGAGUAAUAUUUUAGAUGGUACAUCAUCUGCAGUUGUGAGCUCUGGAAGUAGCAGUUUUUGUGGCACAUCCACUUCUGUUACAAUCACUGGCAGUAGUAUUUUUAGUUUUAAUGCUGGAUCAAAUACUUCAACUGCAGCUGCAAGUGCAACUCAGGGUUUUAAUCCCUUUAGUGCUGGUACUGCUCCGGCAUCUGGAGCUGGAUCUUUACUUGCUGCUACAACUCAGAGCAUGCCCAUUCAAUUUAGCUCAUCUACAUCAUUUCCUUUUGGGUUGACUGCAAGUCCAACCUUUUCUUCUGGAAGUUCCUUAUUUAGUUCUCCAAAUAAUAUGAAUAAAUUGUUCAGUUCUGGUGCUACUUUUGGACUGACUUCAACCUCUUCUGAUGCCAACACUGUUGGCUCCACUACUAGCUCUAUGUCAACAGGAUUUGGUUCUACCUGGCAAACACCUAAAUCUCCCAUUUUCAAUUCUGCAUCAUCCUCUACUGGGUUUGCGUUUGGAGCAUCCUCAUCUUCUAGUGCCAGUAGCACCACAUCUGUGAUGUUUGGAUCAUCUACUAAUGCUUCCUCUGAUUCUGUGUUUUCCUUCAGCUCACCUGCUGCAUCUACUCCUCCACAGCCUGUGUUUGGUAACACAAAUCCUGCCUUUACAUUUGGGUCAUCUCCAUCUGGUAAUAGUGAUCAAAUGAACAUGGAGGACAGCAUGGCUGAGGACACAGUUCAGACCACAACAUCUGCAGUUCCUGUGUUUGGUCAACAACCGGUUGCACCUCCAUCUUCUAGCUUUGUUUUUGGAUGUACGGCUCCAUCAACGGCAAAUCAAUUUGGCUCUGCUGCUCCAUCAGGAGGGAAUCAAUUUGGCUCAACAGCUCCCUCAGGGGCAAAUCCUUUUCAAUUUGGAAGCCAGUCAAAUCUGGCAGUAUCACAGAACCAAUCUCCAUUCCAGGCUUCUGGUAGUCUCGAGUUUAAUGCAAGAGGUAGCUUCUCACUGGGCACUGGUGGUAGUGACAAGUCUGGCAGAAAAUUUGUCAGAGUUAGAAAAACACAGCGGAAGAAGUGAAAAUCAAAUAUCCGUGCUUGGUUGCUUUUUUUCUCGUUACAGCACCUGGAAUUGGAUAGUUGCAAUUGAUGGACAAAUAAUUAUAAUGAUGAGAGCUAAACAGCAUAAAUGUGAUGAUGCUGUUGAUCAACCAGAUUAUUCAAAUGGCAGGCAAAACCAUCCUCAGGCUCUGGAAAUGUGCUGAUUCUGUAUGGUGUCUAAUUUUUGGCUUCAGGGCAAACUGAUGAUGGUUGCAAACAGGCAGACAUAGGUCGUCACAAUUUUGUACCAGUUUUUCUUAGCAAAUCUAAGAAUAUUUGUGGUUGUAUUAGAUGUAGUUCACAGAAUAUGGCUGGGCAAUUUCAUUUGCUACUUACUAUUUUCAAUGUACUUGUCAUAUGUAAUGUAACAUAAAGAGAAAUUGAUGUGAAUUUGCUUAUGAAAAUUUGUACGGCUUUUGUUCUCA
Molecule: messenger RNA, 4507 nt
Organism: Manihot esculenta (cassava)
Lineage: Eukaryota; Viridiplantae; Streptophyta; Magnoliopsida; Malpighiales; Euphorbiaceae
Product: nuclear pore complex protein NUP1
Exons: 9
Coding region: 145-4062 (1305 amino acids)
Biological process (GO): poly(A)+ mRNA export from nucleus; nuclear membrane organization
Cellular component (GO): nuclear envelope
Source: RefSeq, a predicted model, not a curated record